AUGAAAUGGUCUUCAAUUGCGUUGUCUAUUAUGGGGCAAAAUCAACCAACUGAUAACGAACAUUUCACGUACAAAAAACGUCCAUUUGCUGGUCCAUCAUAUCAAAAAUUAUCAAAUUUUCUUGAACAACAAAAUACAGAUGUUGCUGAAGAUACAAAUGAUUAUUAUCAGAUAAUUCACAACUCGUUUUUGUUAGAAUUAAUGAAACAAACUAUUUGUAUUUCAUGUAAAUCACAAUGGAAUGGUGAUAUGUCUGUUGCAAAAAGGGAAGGAUUAUAUUGUUCUCUAGUAUUUACAUGCCACUGCUCGAACGAAAUUAAAAUCAAUACAUCUAAACAAUGUCCAAAAACUUCUAAACGAGAUAUUAAUAUCCGAAGCGCAAUUGGUGCAAAUUUUGCCGGAAUAAGUCAUCAAGGUCUUGAAAAACUUUGUGGUGUUUUGAAUGUACCACCUCCUAUUGAUGAUGAUCAUUUUUCUCGUACAAUUACACAUAUACUUCCGGUAUUUGAAUCACACAAGCUCAAUUCAAUGAAAAAUGCUAUAGAAGAAGCAUGUAGUGAAUCAAAUAAACGUGAACUUACCGUAAGCGGAGAUGGAACCUGGCAAAAACGUGGAUUUUCUAGUUUACAUGGAGUUGUUGAAGUAAUGUCGACCGGUUCCAGUACAAAAGUGUUGGAUUUGGAGAGAUUAUCAAAAAGUUGUUCAAUUUGUACAGGUGCACUUAGUAUCAAGCAUUCAAAUCCAACAAAAUAUGAAGAAAUUAAAAAUAAACAUAAAUGUGAAAUAACUCAUUCAGGCUCAUCAAGUUCUAUGGAAACAGAAGGCAUAUAUCAUUUGUUUUCACGAUCCGAGAAAAUGUACAAUGUUCAAUAUAUAAAUUAUGUAGGAGACGGGGAUUCUAAAGUUUUUCUAAAACUAACUAACAAUCCUCCAUAUAAAAAUAUAUCAAUCAAUAAAAUAGAAGACGUGAAUCAUUUCUCGAAAAAAAUGUUACAUCGUUUACAAAAGAUAGCAGAAGAUUUGAAGAAAACAAAAAUUGAUGGAAAACUUGGUAUAGGUGGACAAGGCCGAAUGACAAAGCAAAUGAUGAUUAAUUUCAAACAAUAUUACCGACAAGCUAUUGUACGAAAUAAAACAAAUCUGGACGAAAUGAUUCGUUCAGUUUGGGCUAUAUGGAAACACAAAGCUUCAUCAAAUGAAGAGCCACAUCAUGAGUGGUGUUCAAUAAAAUAUUGUGGGUAUUUAAAAUCUCUAGAAAAAGGUGAAGAAUAUGAUCAUAAUAAGCAUAGUUUACCAUUAGGCAUUAUGAAAGCAAUUCGACCAGUGUUUGAUGAAUUAGCUCAUCCUGAUACUCUAAAGAAAGUGAUCAAUGGUGGAUCUCAAAACAGCAAUGAAAGCUUCCAUGCCGUUUUAUGGAAUUUAGCACCAAAAACUCGAUAUGCUACUGGUGUAGUCAUUGAUCUAUGUGCAGCAAUUGCUGUAUUAUCAUUUAAUGAUGGUAAUCAAUCGAUUUUACCAGUUAUAGCUGAAUUAACAGGCGGUAGUUAUGGUUUUUAUACAAAAGUUGUACUAAAAAGACUUGAUGAACGUCGUGUAUAUUACGAACAUAAACAAAAAAGAACAAAACAAGAAAAAACAAAAUUAACUAAAGAAACACUUGAUUCAGAAUAA
Molecule: messenger RNA, 1671 nt
Organism: Rotaria sordida
Lineage: Eukaryota; Metazoa; Rotifera; Eurotatoria; Philodinida; Philodinidae
Source: the annotation of a GenBank genome assembly